Danaus plexippus (monarch butterfly) is the source of this 860-nucleotide messenger RNA. RefSeq lists its product as uncharacterized. Lineage: Eukaryota; Metazoa; Arthropoda; Insecta; Lepidoptera; Nymphalidae. The record is from RefSeq and is a predicted model, not a curated record. The transcript has 2 exons. Bases 246 to 800 code for a protein of 184 amino acids.
UUUAUAAUAAUUAAAACUGCAAAAAAAUCACUACAUGCGCGUCAUCUGUCGUAGCCUACAUGAAUAAAUGUGACUAGUAUUUUGCCAUGUUCCAACAUGUUAACAGAUAAUCUGUCAAAGUCACUCUGAAUUCUGAAACUUAUGAAUGAAUAUAAACAAGUGUACAACGGUUGAACAGUCCGAAAACUGUAUUUUUUUUUUAUUACGUACAUGAAGAAGAAGCUGAGUAUUUUAUUAAUUUGAGCAUGGACACGGCGAGAUCAGAUUCUGAGUUACCAAAUAAAAUGGCACUUUUGGAUAUAAUGGAAGUGGGAGAGAGUAGCGUUGAAAGUGUAGUGUCAAACCCACCUUCUCGUGUUUUAAGAAAACGAAAAUGUUUGGCUCCCGAGCCGAGCAAAUCUUCUAAUCGCAGAGUUAGUAUGAAACCACGUAAACAUAUUAGCAUAACUGAAAAUGCAAACCCAAAACAAAUAGAAGCAUUAUACCUUAAUAAAAAAAUUAAAACUUUGACUCAAACUUUAGAGACUAUAUAUGAAGAGCCUAAAUCAAAUAGUUCUGAAUGUGAUAACUUCAUUGGAGGAAGAAAAGUUAAGAGACUAUUGACCUUCCAAAUAGGUAGUCAGUAUACAAAAGAAAAAAUUAAGAAACGCAGGGCCAAGAUCAAGAAACUUUUAGGUAACAAAUCUUUUGUUAAUAGGAAAAAAAUUCCAAUGAAUGUAUUUCUGAAAACGAUUGAAUGUCUGGAACUUGAUGAAGCUGUUCACUCUGAUAAUAAAACCGUAGAUAGUGCAACUGUAUGAUGAUUCAGAAUUUACCUAUGGUAUUAUUAUAGACAUGCAUUAAAUCAAUUUAUAAUCACU